Aspergillus welwitschiae is the source of this 255-nucleotide messenger RNA. RefSeq lists its product as uncharacterized. The record is from RefSeq and is a predicted model, not a curated record. Lineage: Eukaryota; Fungi; Ascomycota; Eurotiomycetes; Eurotiales; Aspergillaceae. The transcript is spliced from 2 exons. Bases 1 to 255 code for a protein of 84 amino acids.
AUGCCUCGCGCUUCAUUGAACGGCUUCUACCGAUCCUUUAAGGCCAGACACCUCAGCAAAAGCAAUUCUGAUCAAUACAUCACAACCACGGAAGACGGCCACGCCGAAGAUUCUGCAUCUGUUCUCAGUGACGCAACUACCUUGGCUCAGAGCAAGACUGAGCCCCAGAAGGGGACUCCUGCCCAACAGGGCCCGGAUAGCCUCGACUACGGCUCUACCCGAUACUCUAUGAGAGGCAUGUCCACCCGCGCAUGA